AAACCCAAGAAGAACAGAAUCCCUCACUUUUGUCAUCUUCCAUGGAUUCUUCUUCUCUUCUUCCUUCUCAAUGGUCUGAUCUUCCUUUAGAUAUUCUUGAGUUGAUCUCCGAUCGUCUUGACCACGACUCAUCAGACACCAUUCAUCUCCUCUGUCUCCGCUCUGUAUGUGCCACUUGGCGUCUCUCUCUUCCUCUCUCCAACAAAAACAACCGUUUGUCUAAAUUCCCAAAGUAUCUUCCUUUUUGGUCAUCUUCUUCUUCAUCCUCUGGUUUCUUCACUCUGAAACAAAGCAAUGUCUAUAAACUUGAAGCUCCUUUGAAUCCGAGAACUUGUCUGGUUAAGCUUCAAGAGACAACUCCAGGGAUUAUGCGAGUCUUGGAUCUAUUCUCAAACGACAGAAUCUGUUUCUUACCUGAGAAUUUCCCGUCAAAGAUCGACUUGCAGGAGUUUCAUGUGAGAUUGGUUCGUAGAACUUAUCGUAUGGAGUACGCAAACAAUGGUGGUGGUGCAGUGCCUUGUUUCUGGUCUCUGCAUUCCGACAAAGUUGUGAUUUUGUCUUCAGGGGAAGACUCGGCGAUAAUUGCGAUUCACAGUGGUGGGAAAUUAGGGUUUUUGAAGAGUGGAAACGAUGAAAAAUGGAAAAUUUUGGAUAAUUCAUGGAAUGUGAUUUACGAGGACAUAAUGUUAUACAAAGACAAUCGUUGCAUCGUUGUAGAUGAUAAGGGCAAAACCGUAAUUUACGAUGUGGAUUUCAAGGUUUCGGAUUUGGCUGAAGGUUUGGUCGGAGGAGGAGGUCACAAGAAACAUCUAGUGGAAUGUUCCGGCGGAGAAGUGUUUCUUGUGGACAAAUACGUGAAAACCGUUUGGUGCAAAUCGGAUAUUUCGAAAUCUGUGGUUGAGUUUAGAGUUUAUAAUCUGAAGAGAGAAGAGAAGAGAUGGGAAGAAGUGAGAGACUUAGGAGAUGUUGCUCUGUUUAUUGGAGAUGACUGUUCUUUCUCCGUUCAGAAUCCGGCCGGAGAUUUAGCCGGAGGUUUCAUAUUCUAUAGUGAUUAUAGGAAUGGAGGAAGAAGCAGAGGGAUUUGCAGCGACGGUGAUGGUGUCUUCAACGUGGAUAUGCAGGGUGAUUUUGUGUUUUCUAUAAAGCCCAAUUAUUUUGGCCCAUAAAAUUAUUUGGGCCUCAAAUUCUAUGGUUCAGUUCUAAAUUAAUCCUCUAUAUCCAAAUCCAUGAAUUCUAAUGGCCCAAACGUUUUAAGACAUUCUUUUGACUUGAAACUAAACUGC
This is a messenger RNA of Arabidopsis thaliana (thale cress), 1283 nucleotides long. Its product is annotated as F-box SKIP23-like protein (DUF295). The record is from RefSeq and is marked reviewed. Lineage: Eukaryota; Viridiplantae; Streptophyta; Magnoliopsida; Brassicales; Brassicaceae. The coding region runs from base 42 to 1166 and encodes 374 amino acids. The transcript has a single exon.